AUGACUCGCCUAACUGUUCCCCUAAUAAUCAACGGCAAGGAGGAGAUCUCCACUGCCACCUUCGACGUGAUCAGCCCCUACACGAACCAAUCUUGCUGGUCCGCCGUGGCGGCUACCCCGCAAGAUGCCAUUCGCGCCGUGGAGGCCGCUGACGCUGCGUUUCCCGCGUGGUCACAGACAAAACCAACAGCCAGGCGGGAUAUCCUGCUCAAGGCAGCGGAUAUCCUUGAGGAACGUCUAGAACAGAAUGCCGAGUAUAUGCGCACGGAAAUGGGUGCUGACCAUGGCGCAUCGCAGAUGUUUGUCGUGCCAUUGGCGAUUCGUAUGCUGCGCGAUGUGGCGGGCCGCAUCACCUCCAUUUGCGGGAGUGUUCCUGUCGUUGAGGCGGAGGGGCAGAGUGCCAUGGUGUUUAAAGAGGCCAUGGGUGUGAUUCUGGGCAUUGUGCCAUGGAACGCUCCUUACGUCUUUGGGAUUCGUUCUGCGGCAUGCGCGCUGGCCGCGGGCAAUACGACCAUCUUGAAAUCUUCUGAGCUGACCCCGCGCUGCUACUGGGCCAUUGGACGUGCGUUCGAGGAUGCUGGUUUGCCCGCGGGCUGUCUGAAUAUCCUGUCGUGUCGUCCACAGGAUGCCCCCGAGGUCGUCAAUGCCAUGAUCGAGCACCCUGCAGUUCGUAAGAUCAACUUCACCGGCAGCACGGUCGUAGGCCGGAAGAUUGCCCGCGCAUGCGGACAGAGUCUCAAGCCGUGUUUGAUGGAGCUGGGAGGGAAGAACAGCUCCAUCGUGUGUGCGGAUGCCGAUUUGAAGACUGCCGUGCAAGGUGUGUUGGCCGGCGCAUUCUUAAACUCCGGCCAGAUCUGUAUGGCCACAGACCGCAUCCUCGUUCACUCCUCAAUCGCACCAGCAUUCAUCGAGGCCCUCAAGAGCGCACUCGCCGCAGGUGCCAAUGCAUCACCCCUGCCCCCGACUCUGGUCAACACUGCCUCUAAAAGUCGCGUUGAGGCCCUCAUCUCUAAUGCGCUCGCGAGCGGUGCACACUUUAUCUCGGGGUCCGCAGAGAUCAAACUCCCCGCCGACUCGGGGGUGCGCAUGGCCCCCGCCGUGCUGGGAGGUGUCAAGGAGGAUAUGGCGCUGUGGCAGGAAGAAGCCUUUGCAUCCGUGGCCGCAUGCAUGGUCUUUGACAAAGAGGACGAGGCAAUUCGCCUCGCUAAUGGCAGUGGAUACGGUCUGUCUGCGUCGGUGUUUACAGAAGAUCUGCGCAAGGGCUUGGCGAUGGCCAAACGUCUUCAAUCUGGGGCGGUCCAUAUUAACAGCAUGACAAUCCAUGACGAGCCCGUUCUGCCGCAUGGUGGCGUGAAGAAUAGUGGAUGGGGUCGGUUCAACGCCGCGGAGGGAUUGAAUGAAUUUUUGGUGACCAAGAGUGUGACUUGGAUGGACUGA
Molecule: messenger RNA, 1437 nt
Organism: Penicillium lagena
Lineage: Eukaryota; Fungi; Ascomycota; Eurotiomycetes; Eurotiales; Aspergillaceae
Product: aldehyde dehydrogenase
Exons: 4
Coding region: 1-1437 (478 amino acids)
Molecular function (GO): succinate-semialdehyde dehydrogenase (NAD+) activity
Source: RefSeq, a predicted model, not a curated record